GUCGUUGGUGGACAGCAGUGGCAGGUCCGUCAAACUCAGUCUGGGUGGUCAGGCUUUAUGAUUGGCAUCCACGCACGUCCCGUACCCUUCUCGCCAUCGAUCUCUUUGACAACGGUCGCUGACAGGGACCCGUGGUUCUUGUCAAGUCAUGCGUCUGCCCACCCCCGUCUCCAAUUAAUCACCCAACCACAGCCGGGGUUGCGGACUCAUCUGAACGACAUGACAUCUACAUUACAAACCCAUCAAGUGCAGAUGUACCCCUGGGUAUAUGCGUGACCAUCCUGGUAUGCAUGUCUUUCUUUUGACCUUUCCCCAAAAUUUAAUGCUGUUUGCCUUUUCUGCCCCUUUGCUGUAGUAGACAGACUUUGUUGCUUCUUUGGACUUCUUUGCGUACUACUGUACUUCCUGUUUGCUCAUGUACAUGAUUCUGUCUCGUGGGGGACCUGCAUGUAGUAUGCGUUGUAAUAAUGUAGCGCACUCCCCCUGGUUCUACGAAGUGCAGCUCACUGCCAUGCAGAGCCAUCUACAUGCCUGAGAUUAGGCACGCGACACUGAGAGAGGGUCUGUGGACAAGCAUCGUCCCAUAAGCCG
Messenger RNA from Aspergillus welwitschiae, 591 nucleotides. RefSeq lists its product as uncharacterized. Bases 58 to 276 code for a protein of 72 amino acids. Lineage: Eukaryota; Fungi; Ascomycota; Eurotiomycetes; Eurotiales; Aspergillaceae. The record is from RefSeq and is a predicted model, not a curated record. The transcript has a single exon.